Saprolegnia parasitica CBS 223.65 is the source of this 1542-nucleotide messenger RNA. RefSeq lists its product as hypothetical. Gene Ontology annotation, biological process: protein ubiquitination. Gene Ontology annotation, cellular component: cytoplasm. NCBI's taxonomy places the organism in Eukaryota, Oomycota, Saprolegniomycetes, Saprolegniales, Saprolegniaceae. The record is from RefSeq and is a predicted model, not a curated record. Gene Ontology annotation, molecular function: ubiquitin-protein transferase activity; protein binding. The coding region runs from base 1 to 1542 and encodes 513 amino acids. The transcript has 9 exons.
AUGGGCGGUGGCAUCUCGACGAACGGCGACCUCGGGCAGAUGAUCGCUUGCACGAUGCUCAUCGGCGAAGCCAUGUUCCAGGGCCUCGACCCGCGCUACAUCCGCUUCCCAGACAUGUACCGCCUGUAUGACUUUCACGUGGGCAAGAAGCGGUACCGGACCGCCAAGCCCCAAGGUGCCACCAUCAUGCUCAUUGGCAGCGACGGCGUCGCGCGCGUUGUGGAGAAGAAGGCCGACGACGCCGACGCAGCGCCCGCGAUCGACGCCGAACCCGCAAUCGACGAAAACGACGCUGACAAGUACCUCGUCGUGAACGUCGCCGACGACCGCGUGGUGCUGGACCGCGCGGCGCUCUUCACGCCCAACGCCGACGGCUGGACGCCACUGCAUGCGAGCUGCCAUACACUCAACACGGUCGACGCGGGCAAGGCGAUCUUGAAGGCGAUGCUCGAGAUGGACCGAGACCAGACCAUGAGUGUGCUUGGUACCAAGACAACGCGCGGCCCCGGGUCCUUCUCGGCUGGCUUUACACCGCUGCACAUUGCCUGCGCCUAUGGCAUUGAAGCCCUCGCCCUCAAACUCAUCAAGGCCAAGUCGAAUGUCAACACGACCAACUCGGUCGCGUGGAAUCCACUGCACGAAGCGUGCCAUCGCGGAUUUGUUUCGAUCGCCAAGGAGCUCUUGCGGGCGGGGGCCGAUCCGACCGCGGUCUGUCCCGAGUUUGCACUUUGCCCGUUUGCGGGACAGACGCCCCUCGGCGAAGCGGCGCGGCAAGGCCACGUCGACGUCGUCAAGUUGCUCCUUGACCACGGCGUCGACAAGAAUGCAGUCAACGCGCUGCACUGGACGGCGUUGCACGAAGCGGCUUAUCACAACCGCAGCGAGAUCGUGCGCACACUGGUGGUGCACGGCGCCGACGUGCUCGUCAAGACGGCGCGCGGCGCGAUCGCGUCCCAGCUCACCAUCUCGAUGGAGAUCAAGACGAUGCUCGACGACGUCGGCGAGGCCCAAGCGGCGAGUCCAAAAAAGCCACCCGCAUCCACUCUGCAAAGUACGUCGUCGCCGCCCAAGGAGAAGACAUGCGUGCCGGUCCCUGCCCCCGACACGGACCGCCGCCCAGAUGCCACCCCGAUCGCCGAGCCGGACAAUCCGGGCGUCAAGCCCAAGAAGAAGAAGAAAAGCUCCAAAGCACACAAGAAGCCGAGUGACGACGAGGAGGUGCCGAUUGAAUUCCGGUGCGCGAUCACAAAAAAGCUGCUCCACGACCCCCUCAAGUCGCCGUACGGCCACGUCUUUGAGCGCAAGGUGGUCGAAAAGUGGUUUACCAACUAUGGCAGCCGGUGCCCCGUGACGGGCGAGCCGCUCGGACUUGGCCAACUCGUGCCGGACGAGGCGCUCAAGACGGAGAUUGCGGCCUGGCUCGCGCCCGAUAGCCCGAAACACCACCAGAAUGCAACGGAAUCCGCCAAGCUCGACGAUGCCAAGGCGGUCGAGGCGACUCACGAAGAGGCCAAGCAUGACGAGGACUUGUAUGAUUUUUAA